Molecule: messenger RNA, 2334 nt
Organism: Fusarium falciforme
Lineage: Eukaryota; Fungi; Ascomycota; Sordariomycetes; Hypocreales; Nectriaceae
Exons: 1
Coding region: 1-2334 (777 amino acids)
Source: RefSeq, a predicted model, not a curated record
AUGAACGUUCCGACUUCCCUCUAUAGUCCUGGCAGCCUUGGAGACCAUGCAAAAGUAACAGGCCGGUCGGUUGGAGAAAAGAGAGCCGCUGAGGAUAUUUCGGUCAGCCCGAGACCGACAAAAUCCAGUCGGUUAGAAGGAACCACGACAGGGCUUUCAGGUAGAACGUUUUCGGACGGUGAACCGGAGGACAGUGCUGGAGGCCGCUAUGGACCCAGUAGUCCUCAAGCCAUGGGGCCGGCCAGAUAUGUAUUCAGUGAACUCCCCGACAACGAACCCGAAGCGUUCCGCAUUCUGGAACUCCAACCAGGCCGGUGGUGCGACCGGCUUCGCUGCUCCAUCAUAACGAAGACAAUAACGACCGCUCCUCCCUUCGAAGCCCUCUCCUAUACUUGGAAGCAAACGGACCACGAUGAAGGCGAUUAUGAAUCUCCGUGUGAGUAUGAGAACGAGGACAAGGACGAGAAUGAGGGCGAUGAACAUGUCGACGUGCUUGGAGACAAUGGCUCCGGACACAGCGGCGAGCACGGUAUUGCGAAUGAUAGCGACGAUGGAGAUGGUGCUUACCUGACCAUUGACUGUCAUAAUGGUUGGCUUCCGAUCGGUCGUGGACUGUUCAAUGCACUGCGGCGGUUGCGGUCUCGAACAGAGAAGAGACUCCUCUGGGUUGAUCAAAUAUGCAUCGACCAGCAAAACAUACAAGAAAGAUCCAAACAGGUCCAGAUUAUGCGCCACAUAUAUGCCGCUGCGGAAAAGGCUCUUCUCUGGACAGGCGAGGAAAAAUGGUGGACGCAGGGGGCCUUGGAUAUUUUCGACAAGAUAUACAACAAAUACAUCACGACCUACUUGAAGCCCAUAGACGGGACCUACCUUUCGGAGUUAGCGAGUGCUGUGUUGCAGCACGGGAUCCAUCCGGACGAUUACCUCCGAGUGUUUGAUGAGUUACUCUUUGAGGGUUGGGACUUCGCGGGGAUGGACCACCCUGCCUUGCCGAGCGUUACUGAUGUGCUUGACCUUCCGUUGCGGAUACCCCCAUGGGGAGGGGUAGUCGACUUCUUCACUCGACCCGUUUUCAGAAGGGUAUGGAUCAUCCAAGAAAUUUGUGUUGCUCGGGAGGUCACUGUCGUUUGUGGGGGGUUCCAAAUGCCUUGGGCUAUGGCGUCGACAGUAGCGAGCCUCAUUAUUAAAUUGGCAUGGGUACGCAACAACACGGAGCUUUUCACCAUGCUCAGCAGCAGCAUCGGCUUGGAGACUUUGGGGGCAAUUGACCAUUUGAGAAGGCGACGCAUAAGUUUUCAUCUCGGGUGGACCGGCCGCCUCUGGAGCACCAGGGGCUACGCCAGUUUGGCGGACGAAUUCGAGGCUACCGAUCCGAGAGACAAGGUAUACGCGAUACUGGGAAUCUUGACAAAGGAUAUUCAAGAAGGUCAGCUGUUAAUAACUCCCGACUACACACAAGGAGUUCUACCAAUAUUCCGGAAUUUUGCGAAAGCUGUUCUGUCUCGCCAGCCAAAGUUAGACCUCCUCUACUACGUGUUCGAGCAACCUUUACGGACGAUAUUGGACUUGCCAUCAUGGGUCCCAGACUUUAGCUGCUCUCAAUGCCGUACCGAACGGCUCUCGACGUCAGAAUAUCUUGCUGCUGGUACAUCUGACGCCGACAUACAGUGGGCAGACUCGGCUGAACAAGAUGUUAUGAUGCCUUUAGCCUGCUAUAUUGGUACCAUUAGGGCAAUAGUUAACACGGGAGAUGGACAGAUAUCUGACGAGUUCCAAAGAUUUAGAUUAUGGACGGACUUUGCGGCAAGAUCCCUAGACAAUGGAUAUCCUACUGGCGAAGAUGUUAUCUCGGUCUUCUGGCGCACUUGUGUUGCGGGUCUCUCUGAAGAUGGCAAGUUCCCGGCAACACCAGAGUCAUUCAGUCGGUUCUCCUGGUGCUGGCGCAAAAUCUUUGACGGAAACGACAACAGCGUUCGCCAUUGUCACAAUCAGAUACUGUCUUCAAUUCACCAUCAGAUCGAACUAAAUGGAAGCGAAGAAGACGGGCCGGACGAUAUUUCGUCAAUGAGAUGGAUCAAGCCGCUAACAGGAAGCCGUCUUUACAUCACCAAUCGCGGUUAUCUUGGCCUCUGCUCCCCUUGCUCUGCCGAGGGAGAUGCUGUCUUUAUCUUUUCAGGUGGCCCUGUACCUUUCAUUCUUCGACGACAUGAGCCAAAGACGCCUGACGCGGAAGAGAUGUUUUCACUCAUUGGGUCUACAUACAUCCAUGGAUUCAUGUCAGGUGAGGCUUUGUCGCAGGAAGGCUUUGCAUGGAAGAGGAUCCGAGUUCAAUAA